This is a messenger RNA of Lottia gigantea (owl limpet), 1633 nucleotides long. RefSeq lists its product as hypothetical. NCBI's taxonomy places the organism in Eukaryota, Metazoa, Mollusca, Gastropoda, Lottiidae. The transcript is spliced from 5 exons. The record is from RefSeq and is a predicted model, not a curated record. The coding region runs from base 4 to 594 and encodes 196 amino acids.
AAGAUGAGGCUCAUCAUGGCGGAUAGUGAUUAUUUUCAUAUUGGGAGCAAAGUUUCUUUGACAACUUGCCAUAAUCAGGAGCUGAGUGGAGAAGUCAUUGCUUUUGAUAUUAGCUCCAGGGUUUUGGCUUUGAAAAUACCAGCAGCUUGUGGAAAACAUAAUUUAUAUGAUGUGAGACUAAUAAAUCUUCAGUUAGUGAGUAAUAUACAAGUCACUCAGGAGGCACCUGAUACAGAACCUCCACAGUUAACAACUCUUAAUAUGCCAAGGAUCAACAGUCGAUUGAGACAGAAUUGUGAAUCAAAAAGAAAACAACUGGAUCAUGUUGGAGAUAAUGUCAGCCCUGAGGGACAAAACUUAUUUUACGCCAUUGUCAAAACUAUAAAUGACGUACGUUGGGACCAUCAAACUAUAGUGGUAAUGGACGAAGUCUCAAUUGAACCUCCCUACAGAUUAGAAGAUUGUAAGGGCAAAGGUCAAAUGUUGGAUCAUGUCAAGAAAAUCGUAAAGAAACAUCUAACAGAUGGAGAAACUAGAAAAUCGGCCUCACCUUCACCUGGUGUCUUAUCAUCCUCUCCCCCCUCAUCCACGUGAUCUGUACGUCUGCUCUAGUGGUUGUCAUGGUGUGAUUGAAUGAGGACUAUUUAGAAUGCUCUUCUCAUAAGUUUUAGUGAAUCUUUCUGCCCAAUAUCUCAGAAUUUUAUCAGAUUUAAUGCAUUUUCAAUGUCAAAUUGAAAUGUUGGGACUGGAGAUAAAGGAAAUUGGGAUCUGUCAUGUAUCAGUUUGCAGUAAUGUAAAGUUUUUAUAUGUGCUACUAUUUGGGACUUUUCAUGAAAUCCAAAAAUGAUUCAUUUGAACAUGUCCAACCAUUCAUCAAUUUUGAACAGUCCUGUUUUAUAUCUGGGCAAAAAAUGCUGAAGCUGAGAAAUUGGGCAUGGAAUUUUCAAGAUUGAAGGAGUCCAGGUCAAGUUACUCUUCAUACAUUGUAACAAAUAUAUAAGUCACAUUAAAAAUUUAAAUCUAACAAUUCUAAGAGGGGGGAGAUAUUACCAUCUUUCUUGUAUCAGUUUGUAAAUGCAGCGAUUCGGUUGGGAUUGUACACUAGCAAAUACAGGCAAUCAAUCAUAAGCCAUUAUGUAUACAAUCUUUCUGACCUGGGCUCUGCUUGGCGGUAUUAACUAGUGUACAAACCAACCAAAUCACAGCAUUUACAAACAUCUGUGAUACAAGAAAAGUGUCUAUUGCAGUGAGGGCUAUUGUUCACCAUUUUCAGGAGGUGGGGGGAAUCAGAUUAGUAAGUAGCAGUAAGCGAAUUUACUGUUAAUAGGAGCAAGACAGAGGCCAAAUUUCUUUUUAAUUGAUUUUUGGUAUUGAUCAGUCAUAUGACUGGAACACUAACAUCACUUCAGUUUUUGAAGAAUAAGGCCCCUUUUAUGUCCUAAAUCUUAUGAUAAAAAAUAAUUUGUCAUUCUGGGUGUUAAGGGACGGGAACAAUUUUCUAAUGGUUAAAGUAUGGGGGGUCAUGGAUUUAUUGUCACCAAAUGAAUUUAUUAUUUUUUACUUAAGUAUUUAUUGAAAAUGAAAGUUUGUCAAGUCAGUCGUGUGAAUGGUAAUAAAAAGAUUUUAAAAAUAA